AUGCGGACUGGCACUUUUGGCUGGCACGACUUAGACAACAGUGAGUACGACUGUUGGCCCAUAGAGAAACCGGACGAGUACAACAUGAUAGAAUGUGGAGGUCUGGAGAUGGCGUGGGUGCAUCGUCCUCCAGAAAAGGUUGUGAGCGGAGUGGAGUUCGGCGUCACCUACUCAGUGACAGCCUCCGAUGCGUUUUACCAGUGGGCCGUCGACAACGUGAUUUUCACUCAGAGCUACAUCCGUGAUGCGGCCGCCGCCAAGCGCUUCUGCGAGGAGUACGAGUGCCCGUCCAACUGGAAGGAUGCCAACGGGGAGAACUGCUGCAUUCACCAUGCCAACAUCCACUCCUGCCCCAUGGGCUACAUGGUGGAGGAAAGGAUCUGCGGACCCUGGAUCCCAGAUGAUGGAAGGAUCUUCACCCACACCAUCUCUACGGCGGGCAAAAUGACCCAGACCAACUGGACAGCCAAGGUGGUCCUUUUUCAUGUGGGCGUCACCUCGCUCAUCGCUCACAUCAGGGUGGGGAGGAUGCAGGUUGCCUUGGAAGCAAAGAGCACCGUCUUCCCCGCCAUAGUGUGUGGCGACGGGCUGUGUGAGGAAGAAGAGAUGUGCUCCACGUGCCCGGCAGACUGUGGAGAGUGCCCCAUGACGCCUGCCAUCAAAGUGGCCAUUGGCCUCCCCAUUGCUCUUUUCUUCAUGAGCUUCUUGUUCACAGCAGUGUGGUUUCAGUAUCAGAAGCAAAAGAUGUUGUGGGAUGAAAGUUGGGUCAUUGACUUCGGUCAGAUAAAACAAGACCAGGUGAUCCGGACGACCACAGGCAGCAUCGUAAGCGUCCCCAAUGGCAACAGCAACUCCAAUGCCAGCUGCAUGACGGCUCUGAGCUCCUGCACCGGGGCAUUCACUUCCUCCCGCAAACAGACAUUCACCCACACUGGCUUCUACGAUGGCCGAACAGUUGCCAUCAAGAAAAUCAAUACCAAGACCUUUUCCCUCUCAAAAACCAUACGUCGAGAAGUAAAGCAAGUGAGAGAGCUGGAUCACCCCAACCUGUGCAAGUUUUUCGGAGGCUGCGUGGAGGUGCCAAAUGUGGCGAUCAUCACGGAGUACUGCCCCAAAGGCAGCCUGAGUGAUGUCCUUCUCAAUGAGGAGAUCCCACUUAACUGGGGCUUCAGGUUUUCCUUUGCCAUGGACAUUGCUCGAGGGAUGGCGUACCUCCAUCAGCACCGGAUUUGCCACGGAAGGCUAAAAUCGGGAAAUUGCGUGAUUGAUGACCGCUGGGUCUGCAAGAUCACAGAUUACUGCCUGCCCACUUACCGGAGGGAGGACUCUGAGGUGGUCCUCACCACCUACCAACAGAGGUUGCGUGAGGUAUACCUUCCUCCAGAGGCUCAGACCUCCAGUAUGGAGCCGACCCUCCCCGGGGACGUGUUCAGUUAUUCGAUUAUUUUACUGGAAACAGCCACCAGAAGUGACCCAGUUCCUGUGGAGGACACGUCCAUGGGAUAUGCGUGGUGCCCCCCUCUCCCAGAGCUCAUAUCUGGGAAAGCGGAAAAUACCUGUCCCUGUCCUUCUGACUAUGCUGAGCUGAUCAGGAGAUGCCGGGCCCACAAUCCAGCCCACCGGCCCACCUUUGAGCAAAUAAAGAAGUUUGUGCACAGAAUAAACCCAAACAAAGUCAGCCCAGUGGAUAUGAUGAUGAAUCUGAUGGAGAAAUACAGCAAGCACCUGGAGGUUUUGGUGGCAGAAAGAACACAGGACUUGAUGCAUGAGAAGCAGAAGACUGACCGUCUCUUAUAUAGCAUGCUGCCUAAACAGGUUGCCGAUGAUCUCCGGCAGGGAAAACCAGCACAGGCUCAGAGCUACGUAAGCACUACCGUGUUUUUCAGUGAUAUUGUGGGCUUCACUCAGCUGUCAAGCACCAGCACACCAUAUCAAGUUGUGGAAUUCCUCAACAAACUUUACACGACCUUCGAUGAAAUCAUUGACAAUUAUGAUGUUUACAAAGUGGAGACGAUUGGGGAUGCCUACAUGGUGGUGUCUGGUGUACCGAAGGUAAAUGGCAUUCUGCACGCCUCUGAAAUUGCCAGCAUGGCACUGGACCUGGUGGGUGUCUGUAGGACAUUCAGCAUUCCCCACAAGCCCGACAGUCAGCUCCAGAUACGCGCUGGCAUCCAUUCGGGUCCCGUUGUUGCAGGUGUGGUGGGGACGAAAAUGCCCAGGUACUGCCUGUUUGGAGACACGGUGAACACGGCUUCAAGGAUGGAAUCUACCAGUGAAGCUUUGAAGAUUCAGUGCAGCUCAAGCACCUUCUAUCUGCUGGAGGAGAUUGGGGGCUAUGUGUUAUGCUGUCGAGGUGUGUUACAGGUUAAGGGGAAAGGUGACAUGGUCACGUACUGGCUGGAGGGCAAACAGGCCAGGUUGGAGGGACAGGGGCAAGAAAGGAAAUCCCUGCACAUCCCAGGCGCUGGAAAGGAGCACAACGCCUCCAUCCCGGGACACCUGGACAACAGCCUCCUUAUAGACCCAGAGUGA
Molecule: messenger RNA, 2532 nt
Organism: Scleropages formosus (Asian bonytongue)
Lineage: Eukaryota; Metazoa; Chordata; Actinopteri; Osteoglossiformes; Osteoglossidae
Product: atrial natriuretic peptide receptor 1
Exons: 23
Coding region: 1-2532 (843 amino acids)
Biological process (GO): receptor guanylyl cyclase signaling pathway; cGMP biosynthetic process; intracellular signal transduction
Cellular component (GO): plasma membrane
Molecular function (GO): guanylate cyclase activity; ATP binding; adenylate cyclase activity
Source: RefSeq, a predicted model, not a curated record